AUGAACAUCGACACAGUCCCGUUCGCCGCUGAGCCGGCUGCCCCGCGUACCGGCCUUCCAAAGGCCCGUGACAUGAGCCACCACCUAAACAGCAUAACCAAGCGGCGGGAGGCUAACAAGCUCAAAGAGCUAUACAAAUACGCCGCGAUCCCCGGCAUGAUCCCCAUGGCGGGCGGAGUCCCGUCCCCGGCCAUCUUUCCUUUCGAGACACUCAGCGCCGACAUCCUGCGCUACGACCACUUGCCGCUCAACCCGCCGCGCAUCCCGAAAAAGCAGGGGCUAUUUGAGUGGCUCUUCUCUUCAUCUUCUCCAGUUACAGACAAGAUCAACAUCCCUAAAUACGCUCCCGACCCGACGGACCCGAUGGCGAUCCAGCUGGCCACGUCGCUGCAAUACGCGGCUGCGACUGGCCCACCCGCCUUCCCCGUCUGGUUACGCAAGUAUGUCGAGACCGUGUUCAAGCCCGCUUUCGCCGACUGGGACGUGCUUCUUGACGUUGGUGCCACAGACGCCAUGACCAAGGUUUGCAGCAUGAUGCUCUCCGAGGGCGACAGUGUUCUUGUUGAGGAAUGGACGUACCCCGGCGCAAUGAACGCGUACCUCCCGUACGACGUGAAUGUCGUCGGACUUCCAAUGGACCACGAGGGCAUUAUCGCCGCAGAUAUGGACAAGGUUCUAGCCGAAUGGGAUGUGGAGAAGCAGGGUCGAUUCCCUCGCAUGCUUUACACUGUGCCCACAGGCCAGAACCCGACCGGCGCAACCAUGCUCGCCGACCGCCGCCGGGAGGUGUACGAGAUUUGUUCAAAGUAUGACAUUGUGAUCGUCGAGGACGAGCCGUACUACUGCCUAUUCAUGGACGAGUACGUUCCCCAGGGCGUCAAGUUGUCACCCGUCGCCCAAGCCUCACGUGACGCAGAGACAUCAGAGGGAGGCAAGGGCAACGACGCGUUCCUCAAGAGUCUUCCGCCCAGCUUCCUCCACUUUGACACGGACGGGCGUGUGAUCCGCUUCGACACAUUCUCCAAGACGUCGUGUCCGGGCUCGCGGCUUGGAUGGGUUACUUCCUCACCAAUCUUCAUCGAGCGCCUAACCCGAAUCUCGGAGUGCGGGACGCAAGCACCGUCCGGUUUCGCGACUGCGCUCACACUAACGAUGCUCAACCACUGGGGUUGGGACGGCUACGUCCGCUGGCUGCGUGGCAUCAAGGCCAACUACCGCAUGAAGCGUGACUGGAUGCUUGACGCGCUAGCCGACAGUUUCCACCUCGAAUCCGACUCGAAUGGCCUUAACCCGUUAGUCAUAACCACACCAUUUGGACGCAGAUUUACUGGUUACGCGCGCCCCAAUCCUGCCUCAGCCGAAGGGCGGUGGGACGAGAAGCGCGGUCUGACCGGAGCACACGGCAAGCCGUUGAUCAGCUACAUUCCGCCGAGUGCGGGCAUGUUCGUCUUCCUGGGCGUGCACCUCUCCGGCCACCCCGAAUACGCAGCGCUGGGGGACGACGCAACUAGAAUCUUGGCGGACCGGCUAUGGCGCGUCCUGGCCAAGCACCAUGUCCUCUUCGCUCCGGGAUGGGCUUUUGAUCCGGAGGGACCCCACAAUAUUGGCGGCGAGGGGAUGGGAUACUUCCGCCUCUCAUUCUCGAUCGUGACGUAUGAGGAGACGCGCGACGCGAUGGAGGUGUUUGCCAAGGUUCUCGGUAAGUUCUUGAACAAGUAG
This is a messenger RNA of Cutaneotrichosporon cavernicola, 1719 nucleotides long. RefSeq lists its product as uncharacterized. The record is from RefSeq and is a predicted model, not a curated record. NCBI's taxonomy places the organism in Eukaryota, Fungi, Basidiomycota, Tremellomycetes, Trichosporonales, Trichosporonaceae. The transcript has 3 exons. Gene Ontology annotation, biological process: biosynthetic process. Gene Ontology annotation, molecular function: pyridoxal phosphate binding; transaminase activity. The coding region runs from base 1 to 1719 and encodes 572 amino acids.